AUGAGUGCGCUCUUGGGUGACGUUGUGUGGUGCGAGAAGGACAACGGUCGACCGGCCGAUGCAUGGCGAAGUCUGGCGAGUAUGCACGAGCGCAUCCGAGUCGAGAUCACGGCGCGGACGCUCCGGCACCGGCAUCGGCGAUCCGCUUGCCAUGCGGCGUGGCACACCCAAUGCCAUCAACUUGUCGAGUUGGCGUCGUCGCAGCUCCAAGCUGUCAUCCGUGAGGUGGUAGCCGUCACAACACCUCGCGUCGAUGCGGAAAAGGCCUAUCGCGCGGCACUGGAGAGCGAAGGCAGCUGUCGCCACCAGCUCCGCCGGCUCCAGUACCAAGAAGACGCGAACGCUCAUGUCGGACAGCACUUGGUGCUCGCAAUGCGGCAGCUGCGGCAUCUCGCGGCCGUCGAGAGCGAUCUGGAGGCGUAUGCGCGGCAAGAAAACCUCAAGGACACCAAACCGAUCUGGGACGCCCUUGCGGCGUUCCAGGCCGAGUGCUUUGCCGACGGGUUUGCCAAAGCGACGGCGUCGGACACGGAGCGGGUCGCCCUUGCGUCCGAUCGCGAUCUCUUAACCUCUCAACUGGCCCGCUGUGCGCACAAUGCGGCGUUGCGACGGCACGAUUGGGAGUCAGCCACGUGGGCGCAUCUGCGCGGGUGCAUCGCCCUCACCAAGGCACAGCACUGGCUCUACUCGGCGCUGGAAGCCAUUGUCCAUCUCGAGCGCAAGCGUCAAAAAGAUAUCGAGUGCCACGUUGCGCUCUUCGUCAAUGGCGUCGUCACGGAGAAAGACGUGACGGUUGAGUUUGCCGACAGCCAUCUCAUUCAAGCCACGAUGUUGCGGCUCGAAGUUCAAAAGCAAGCCCGAUUGCACUGCGUCGCGUCCAACCGCGCACGGCUCCUCGCACGGCUCUUGCGACAAGAAUCCGACCUAUUGCACAUGACGCAAGACGAAGCCGUUCGCAAAGAAGCGCUUGCCGCGGUCAUGAAGGCUCGCUGUGCAUUUCUGGAUACGACGCUAGCGCGCGUCACGUCAAAACGAAGUGCCAGGCGACUCGCUGCCUACACGCAUCUCGAGACGACAUUGGCCGCUGCGUCGAGCAAGAGCUGGGUCGAGUAUAUGGACCAAACAGCGGCGUUUGCGACCGACCACUGGCUUGUCCAGCACCGGUGCAACACGGUGGAGGCGGCGACGUGGCUGCUCGAGGCCGCCGAGGCAGCGUGCGGCCGCGAAGAAGCCGCGUACGAAGCGGUUCGCCAAAAGCAAGCCGAUGCGAUCGCGGCUCCAUACAUGACGUCUGCACCGUACAGCUCGCUCGAUACCGUGCACUUGAUGCUCUACUUGAAUGCAAAGGCGUCCAUGACGUGGGCGCGCGAUGUCAACAUGCUGCGCGCGGAGCUCCACGAGGCCAUGCAUUUGAAGCGCAUGGAUCUCAACGAGUGGGCCAAGGUCGACCCGCUCUCGGAAGAAUAUGCAUCGGCGCGCGCACAUUACAUUGCCGCCGAAAACAACUUGGUGCUCAAUCGAUUCGAAAUCAAAUGCGCCGACGCACAAGCCAUUUCCGGCCCCUCCCAGUGCCAGCAAUAUGUCCUUAGCUCGAUCGAGAACAAACAAGCCGUGUUUCUCCUGCACCACCCCGACCCCGACGGCGUCGACUGCGAUGCGAUGCAGGCGUCGUGGACUGCAUCGCGCACCCUCUGCUCCAGCUACGCGACGCCGCCUUGGGCUACGACCUGCGCGAACUCACACUCGACUGCCACGAGCGACUUCUUGGUGGUGACUUGCCGCCUUGCGACGUGGAAGCGAUCUUUGGAGAGCCCCCACGCCUCGCGCCGAAGUGCACGGCAGCUCGCCAAGCUCUGCUGUACCGCGCCGCAGUUGUAG
This is a messenger RNA of Saprolegnia parasitica CBS 223.65, 1878 nucleotides long. RefSeq lists its product as hypothetical. Bases 1 to 1878 code for a protein of 625 amino acids. Lineage: Eukaryota; Oomycota; Saprolegniomycetes; Saprolegniales; Saprolegniaceae. The record is from RefSeq and is a predicted model, not a curated record. The transcript has 6 exons.